AUGAAAGCAGUAGUUAUAUCCUCAAACCCCAAAACCUUGACUGAAAUCAAAGAUAUACCCCUCCCUCAAAUUAACGAUGAUGAAAUUUUAAUUAAAACCAAAGCUAUAGCUUUGAAUCCUACUGAUUGGAAACAUAUUAUAUAUCAAUUAAGCAGUCCCGGAGAUUUGGUAGGUAGUGAUGUUUCUGGAGUUGUUGAAGCUGUUGGUUCAUCAGUUGAAAAUAUCAAAGUGGGAGAUUUUGUAAGUUCAUUCAUUGCAGGUAAUUUCACAACUAGAUAUGGUGCUUUUUCUGAAUAUGUAAUUGCAAAUCCUCAAGCUACAGUAAAGUAUCCUACAUUAACAGACGAUAUUUCAACUGAUGUUAAUUCCAUCAAUUCAUUCAUUGGUGCUGCUUCUGUUACAUUAGGUUUAACAACAAUAGGUAUGUCAUAUUCGAACACUUUGAACAUUCCCAAACGUUUAACACCUGGUGAUUUCAUAUUGAUAUGGGCCGGAUCAACUACUACCGGAUUAUUAGCUAUUCAAUUAGCUAAAAUGAUGUAUAAUUUGAAAGUCAUUACUACUGCCUCUCCAAAAAACUUCAAAUUAGUAAAGUCGUAUGGAGCAGAUUACGUGUUUGACUACAAUGAUCCAAAUGUAGUUGACAAGAUUAAAGAAAUAGGGCAGAACAGAAUCAAAUUUGGUCUCGAUAUAAUUGCAACUAAGCAAACCUUCCAAAAUGUGUAUGAUACUACAGCUGGUACUCCAAAAGUUUACCUUGAUAAUUUGGAUGGUUUGGAUAAAACCGCAAUAAGUGUUGUUUCAAGUAGAGACGUUCAUUUUGAAAGAACUGCUGGUUAUUUAGCAAUUAUUAAAGAGAAACAAUUUGGAGAUUUUCAUUUCGAACAAACUCUGGAAAUGAUGAAGAAUUAUUUGAAGUGGUGGUACGAUGAGUUACCAAAAUAUAUCACUCAAAUUAAGCAUCCUAAAUUGGUACAUCUAGACAAGGGUUUUGAAUCAGUCAAUGAUGGAUUAUCGAUGUUAAUGAGCAAUAAAGUUUCAGCUAAAAAGGUUGUCAUUAGUAUAUAG
Molecule: messenger RNA, 1068 nt
Organism: Insectozyma verbasci
Lineage: Eukaryota; Fungi; Ascomycota; Pichiomycetes; Serinales; Debaryomycetaceae
Source: the annotation of a GenBank genome assembly